AUGGCCUCGCCGCCCGAGCGGGACCAGCCGCACUACAUCCCAAUUCCGGGCUACACGCCCAAGGUCUCGUUCGACACGCUCGAGAACCCCCAGGCGAGCAUGUUCUCGUACACACUGCAUGUGCAGAGCGACGGCUACGUGCGCAAUCGCGGCACGCGCGUGUUCCUGUGCGCGAGCAGCCCGGACGAGAGCGGUCGCCAGGCGCUCGAGUGGGCACUCGAGAGCCUCGUCCAGGACGGCGACGAGCUGAUCGUGUUCCGCGGCGUCGAUACAGAAGAGCUCGUGAAAGACCACGAUCAAUAUCGCGAAGACGCGCGCGAGCUCAUGCGUCAGAUACAAGAGAAAUGUGUCGAAUCCGACCCAGAGCGGAAGCUCUCCAUCAUCGUCGAGUACAUCGCAGGCAAAGUACCGCUGACAAUAGACCGACUGAUCUCCCUCUACCGCCCGGAUUCUAUUGUCGUCGGAACGCGCGGACAGCGAAGCAUGAUGCAGGCAUGGGGCGCGGCGUUUGGCGGGCAGGGCCGCAUAGGCAGCGUCUCGCGGUACUGCCUCAGCCACUCGCCCGUGCCCAUCAUCGUCGUGCGGCCCGAGGACAAGGUGCGCAAGACGAUGGCGAAACGACGCGCGGACCCAAAGCGCGGCCAGCAUUUCGACGAACUCACAAAGUCCCGCACGCACAAUGGAAGCCUCUCUGUCCCCUUUGUCGCGACGAUGACCAGAUAA
Messenger RNA from Postia placenta MAD-698-R-SB12, 723 nucleotides. RefSeq lists its product as hypothetical. The record is from RefSeq and is a predicted model, not a curated record. Lineage: Eukaryota; Fungi; Basidiomycota; Agaricomycetes; Polyporales; Adustoporiaceae. The transcript is spliced from 5 exons. The coding region runs from base 1 to 723 and encodes 240 amino acids.